GACGGUUUGAAUUCAAAAAUCAAGAGUUACCGAUUAUGUUCAUUUGUUGAUUGAUUAAUUAUUGUUUCUUUACUGUUGUUAAAUGUUAAAUAAUAUAAAUUAUAAUGGAUAUGAACCAAUGGAAGCUCGUACUAUUUGAUUGGAUUACCGCGACUGGAUUAAUUGACGUGUUUGGAUCAUUAGAGCAUGUACAAUUAGAUGAUUUUUUCUUCAACUUUUACCACAAGAUUCAUUCAGAAAUUAAAGAUACAAUAGAAGAAAAGCUAAUCUGUGAUUUUCUAAAAGAAACUUAUCCAGAUUAUGAAACUUUAUAUGAUGAAAACAACAAUGUGUCGUCCCAAGAUUUUGUCUAUGUCUUUUCGUUACUUCUGCAUUAUUCAUGUGUUCGAGAAAAGGACGAAUACUUUCAAAUUGCAUGCACAAAAUUAAAUUCGACAUUUCAAAUGUGUAUUGCCACUUUCCUUGAAUACGUCACUAAACAGACAAUUUUCAACAAAGAAAUAAUUCGUACUGGAAUCAAACAAGCAGCUAAUAUAACAUCACCACAAACAAAAUACUUCUCAGUGAAUAGUCCUUUAAGGACACCAAAAAAAUCUGAUAUUUCACCCCCAACACCCAGUAAAGAUUUCAUCAAUUCUAAAUUGAAGGAACUAAAAGCAGUCAAGUCACAACUCGAAAAUGAACGUUAUGAACGGAAUAUGCUGGAAAUGGAAGUCAAACAGAGUCAAGAGAAAGUCGAUAAUCUAGUCAAAAAGUGCAAAGAUUUGAGUCAUGAAGUUCAAUCAUUAAAAGCUAGUUCAUUUAUUGAGAAUGAUUCUGAAAAUUUAUCGCCAAAUAAGACACAACGAGAAUAUCAAAUUCGUAAGAAAAUGCAAAAGGAAAUACAACAUCGCGAGGAUAUAAUCCUAGAUCUUAAGUACGAAGUUGAAAAUGGCAAUGUAAUGAAUAAAAAGUAUCAGAAUAAGAUUAAUACAAUGGAGAAGCAAAUGAAUGAAAUGAGAUUAAAAAUUAGAGAACUUGAUGCUUCUCUUGAUGAGCUAUUAUGCAACAUCACAAUGAAAGAUCAACAUAUUCAUAGUUUAGAGGAAGAGAGGAAGGAACUCUUGGAGUUUAUUAAUGAAACUCGAAGUGGUGUUAAUUCAAAGGAUAUUUCCUCAGACUGUCUCGAUUUUUCAUGCUCAACAGCUUUAUAUACAACAACUAGUGAUUUAUGUGAAAGUUUAGCUAAAAGCGUCGUCGAAGUGCAAUUAAAAGAAAAGGAAGCUGAAAUUACAAAGCUUAGUGAGCUGCUCACAUCCAGUGAACAAAUAAAGGGUGAACUGAAAUCAAAAAUAUCAGAGAUGAAUGAAACCUUAAAGAAUCUCGAGAAUGAAAUAAAUGAUGUCAGAUCCAGCAAAAAUAAAAUUUUUGAAGAUAAAUCAACAGAAAUUCAGUCACUACAAAAUCAACUCAACUGUAUGAUGUCUAAAAAUAAGGAACUACAACGUGAUCUGGAUCUGAAACAAAAGAUUAAUUUGAAAAUGCUUAACGAAAACGAUACCCACAAAAAUGAAACACAAAAUCUAAAGGAAGAAGUCACUCAACUAAAGCAACAAAUUGUCAAGAACAAUGAGGAAUACAGCAAAUUGAAAAACGAGUUGAAGCUUGCUAAAGAAAAUCAAUCAAAUGAAAGCAACUUGAGAAAGGAAAUGACCAAAAAGUCAUUACAGUUUGAAGAGAUUAUUGAGAAUAUAAACGGCAAGUUAAACGAAAAGAAUGAAAAAUUGCUCGAGCUCACUAAAAUGUCAGAAGAUUUUAAGAAAAUGCAUGAAGCGUUCGUUAAGGAAUCUGAAGAAAAAUUGAUGCUUAAAAAUAAUGAAAUUUCAUCACUGAACUGUAAAUUUGCGGAACUCGAAGAAAAUCUUAACAGGGAAAAGACAUUUAAUGAUACAUUGCAAGAAAAUACUGAAGUUUUGAUAGCGAAGCUGUCAAGAUCCAGAGAUGAUGUAAAGCAAAAAAUUGAUGAAAUUACUGCAAAAACAGAAGAAGAUAAACGCAAAUAUUUCAUUAAAAUGGAAGAAAAGCUCGAAGGAUAUAAAGCAGAUGUGAUAUCCCAAAAAGCACAGAAAUUAAGUACAAGAUCACGAAUGGAAGAAUUCAAGAAUCAGAUUGUGAACUUUAUAAAAUAUCCAUUAGCAAUAAUUAUGUUUAAUUUUACACUUUUUGUUUGGUUUAAGUACAACUUAAAUGGGCACAAUUUAGAGUUUUAUAUUAAAGAAUCAGUACCUAAAUUCCAUUGAAUGGAU
Messenger RNA from Chironomus riparius, 2285 nucleotides. NCBI's taxonomy places the organism in Eukaryota, Metazoa, Arthropoda, Insecta, Diptera, Chironomidae. The record is from the annotation of a GenBank genome assembly.